AUGACGAACCCCAACUCAGCCUUUGCCCAGGCGCAGGCCCGCCUCGCCGCCCGCCGACAAGAGCGCGAAACCGAAGCCAGGGCUCGAGUCGCAGCGGCACAGUCGGCAUCUCGCCUGCGCACCCAACUAGCAGCCUCCUCCUCACCGAUGCUACGGGGUUUUGGCAGCUCGGCGCUGGCUUUCUGGGACGCCGCCACAUCUCGCGAAGGCACCAGGCCGGCUUUCCGCGUAGGCCAGGUCGACGCCGAGCUGCUGGACGAAGAGCUUCUGGGUCAACUUCGUGCCCAGGUCAGCGAGGGACUGCGAUACCUAGGUGGCGGCGGUACUGGCAGCAGGUUGGGGGACGACUGGGCGCCCGAGAUACUGCUGGCCCUGCGUGCGGUGCUGUUCAAGCUUACGAUAUGGGACCACGAUGCGACUUAUGGCGCUGCACUGCAAAACUUGAAGUACACCGACGCCAGGAAUAGAGGCUCAGUUCCAGUACCACCAUCUCGACUGCAAAAGGCCCUCUACGGCACUAUGACUGUUUGCGGCAAAUAUGUGUGGACCAAGUGGGAAGACUGGCUCAUUGAUCAGGACAACGGUGCCUACGAUAGUCAGCAAACAAGACCGGUUGUACAGCGGUUGUCACGACUAACAGAACUGGCUUCCAACAUACAUGCAGCCGGUGCCCUUGUGUCAUUCAUGGCUUUUCUCAUCAAUGGACGAUAUCGUACAUUACUGGAUAGAAUACUUCGGAUGCGCCUUGCGCCACCAACAAGCCAGGUCAGCCGUGAGGUUUCGUUCGAAUACCUCAACAGACAACUAGUGUGGCAUGCCUUUACCGAGUUUCUGCUAUUCGUCCUCCCACUCAUCGGCAUAAAUCGAUGGCGCAAGUGGAUCACGCGAACCUGGCGGCGGACCAAGGACGCCAUCACCGCAGGCACAAAUGGUGAAGGCGAAGAGGGCGGCGAGAAGAAGGGCGAGUUCGCAUUCCUGCCAGAGCGCACUUGCGCCAUCUGCUACCAAGACCAGAACUCGGGUGCCAAUACCGAGGAAGAGAUACUUGCGGCAGCGGCAGCAUCAAGUGGCGUGAUUGGCUCCGCACAAACAGACAUUACAAAUCCAUACGAGACAAUACCAUGCGGUUGUAUAUACUGCUUCGUGUGCCUGGCCACGCGCCUGGAACGAGAGGAGGGUGACGGCUGGGUCUGUCUGCGAUGCGGAGAGAUUGUCAAAGAGUGCAAGCCCUGGAGCGGGGAUGUGCUGGAGCCGAAAUCAUCAAAUAAAAGAUCACCAGGUGCAAAGGCAGUCACCUUUGUAGACGAUGUGGUUGUGGUAGAAGAUAUGCCAAGAGAUACGACGUCAGUUUCUGAUAAGGUUGACGAGUCGGAAGCAACUGAACCAAGGACCGAGGAGAGCGCAAGAUAUCGCGAAAGCGAUAGUAGCUCGGAUGAUGGAGGCUCUGAAGCCUAUGAAGAGGAGGAAGAUGAACUGGGCGACGACCUGCGCAACUAG
Molecule: messenger RNA, 1497 nt
Organism: Pyricularia grisea
Lineage: Eukaryota; Fungi; Ascomycota; Sordariomycetes; Magnaporthales; Pyriculariaceae
Exons: 1
Coding region: 1-1497 (498 amino acids)
Biological process (GO): protein import into peroxisome matrix
Cellular component (GO): peroxisomal membrane
Molecular function (GO): zinc ion binding
Source: RefSeq, a predicted model, not a curated record